AUGUCAUUAUUCAGCGCUCAUUGGAAUCGAGGAGAAGAAAGGACAAAGGCCAAGAGUUAUUUUACCUUGUUGGGGCAGCGAACUGGAAACGAUGAACAGGGGACGACUCCACCACUACGAACAGGGGCAGAAACGGAAUUCUCCUCCGAAUUCAAAGUUCAAAAUCCUUCUUCCAGAAACAGGGAGCAGCUGGGACGAGAUUUUCUCCAAAAUUCCAGAAAAUCCGGACAAGGCAGCAGGCUAGAACGAGUUGGUGAGGGCAGACGCUUGCUUUUCUGUGGAUUCUGCCGAAUUGCUGCUACUACUUUGACAUUUUUGAAUGCUGGAGAAGAAGGAGAACGUGGGGGGUCAUUGGUUACUGCUGUACGAAUUACAGUUGAAGAAAAAGGGAUGGCACACUCCAUUGAGAUGGCCUUAAUCGAGGAUCAAAUUCCACUAUUUCCUCAAACCAAAAAAGAUGAGUUGUUACAGAUAGAAGAAGGAAGUGAAGUGGAUUAUUCAAUCGACAUAGAGGAAACAAAUAAUGGUGAAGAUCCAUUAGGGUCGCAAACAAAGAAAUCUCUAAAUGAAAGAAUUAAGAAUUUGAACAAGUCGUCUAACAAAAUAUUCACUACCAUAUUCAAGGUGACUGUGGGGUUGAGUGAAUCAAAUCCAGAUGCUUAUAAGCCAAAAUUGCUCUCCAUUGGUCCUUACCAUAAACACGAUUCUAAACUUGGCUCGAUGGAAAAAUAUAAGUUGUGUUACCUACAACGGUUUCUUAAGCGAAAAGGGGGGAUUCAUGAUGUGGAAAGUUGUAUUAGUGAAAUGGAUAAACUAAAAGAUGAUGCACUUAAGUGUUAUGAUGAUAUAGGGGGGAUUGAUAUGUCUAUUGUUGUAAAUUUUUCAGAAAUGUUAUUGCUUGAUGGUUGUUUUGUGGUUGAGUAUAUUCGAGAGCAUUGUGAAUUCAUUCUUGAUUGUGAAUCCAUUUCAAUUGAAGAAGACCGGAUUAUCAAGAGACGUUGCAUAAGAAAUCAACUAAAUCGAGACUUGUUGUUAAUAGAAAAUCAACUUCCUUUCUUUGUCCUAACCAAGCUUUAUGAAAUGUCAAAGGAGGAAGGCGAAGAAACAUUGUUAGAGAUGGUGAAGUGGACAUUUUCUCUUGAUAAAUCCUCUAUAGAGACCGAAGGUAAUGAAAAAAAUUUCAAACACUUAUUUCAUGUAGUACACAUGUGCAUGUCAUGUCGACCUUCAAAGUCAAAAAAUAGACCUAGCAAUAUGGCAGAUUGCCGUAGAAGCUUAUUUGGAAUCCAGUCAAAAAUAGUCCGGAGGAGGAGAAGGAGAAAUAGGGACGAGUACAUGAUGUGGCAUAAGGUCAUGCCAAAUGCAACAGAGCUUUCUGAAGCUGGAGUUAGCUUCGCAAAUGUUGGAAAUAUUUUUAUGAGGUCAUUGGAUAAAGUCUAUGACGAUGAUCUUGGGGAUAGCACAAGUUUAUUUGAUAUAAAGUUUGACAAUGGAUUGAUGACAAUCCCUUGUUUUCGAGUUGUAGAUGACACAGAAACCCUCAUGCGAAAUCUCAUUGCUUACGAACAACAGUCUUCUGAUGUAUGUCUUAAAUAUUUCAGUGAUUUUGUAGUUUUCAUGGAUUAUCUUAUUGACUCGGACAAAGAUGUGAGUUUGCUUCGUAUGAAUGGAAUCAUUGUAAACAAGAUAGGAGAGGACAACGAAGUGGCUAGCGUCUUUAACAAAAUGGGGAAAGGGGUCGUAGUUUCAGAUGACUUCUAUUAUGAAGAAGAAUGCAGAAAAGCAGUUAAACAUUGUGAACAAUCAUGGAAUAGAAUGAAGGCAAAUUUGAGGCACAAUUACUUCAAUAGUCCUUGGGCAGGAAUUUCAACUGUGGCAGCUAUCAUACUCCUCUUACUCACAGCUACACAGACUGUUCUAGCUUUCAUAAGUGUUUUUAAGUAG
Molecule: messenger RNA, 1944 nt
Organism: Solanum tuberosum (potato)
Lineage: Eukaryota; Viridiplantae; Streptophyta; Magnoliopsida; Solanales; Solanaceae
Product: UPF0481 protein At3g47200-like
Exons: 4
Coding region: 1-1944 (647 amino acids)
Source: RefSeq, a predicted model, not a curated record